This is a messenger RNA of Adineta steineri, 1017 nucleotides long. NCBI's taxonomy places the organism in Eukaryota, Metazoa, Rotifera, Eurotatoria, Adinetida, Adinetidae. The record is from the annotation of a GenBank genome assembly.
AUGAUGCACGCUUUGAUUUUUCGUCUUUGUUGUUUAUUUUUAAUUUGUCGAAUCACGUACCAAACGGAGUAUUCAUGUGAUUCAAAAGCUCCAUGUGGCUGCUCUCAGUUUCCUGUCGUAGCCAAUGCUCGUAUUGUUAACGGAGAAAAUGCCGGACGCAAUACUCUAUCUUGGGCUGUAUCUAUAAAGAUUCAGGCAAAUGAAGGUUAUUAUCAAUGUGGUGGUACUAUCAUUGACGAUUCAUACAUUAUAACAGCAGCUCACUGUGUUGAUUUCAUCCGAAAUCCAUCGGAUAUAUCGGUGUAUGCUGGUUCAUUACAUGUCUUCGACGGUGUAGUGAGAUCAGCAUCAGAAAUUCAUGUACAUCCGUAUUACGACGACCAACGAAACAGAAAUGAUAUUGCUUUAUUAAAAUUAGAUCGUGCAUUAGAUUUAUCAAACGAUAACUUAUCCAAAAUCUGUUUACCUAGUACUGUUGCAACAUCAGGAGAAUAUCCUAUAGCAGGUACUUCACUGUUAGCAGCGGGUUGGGGUGAUAAAUGGUCGGAAGGACCCAGUUCAACAACUCUACAACAGGUUACGAUUCAAGCAGUGGGAGCACAAACAACAUAUUGUCAACAUAUUAUUGAAGAUCCAACGGUUCAAUUAUGUGCAGGGACAAUGCCUGGUAGCGAAAAAGAUACAUGUCAAGGAGAUUCGGGUGGUCCAUUGAUGAUGUUUAAUGCGAAUCAAACAUGGGAAUUGGUCGGUAUAAUCAGUUACGGUAGAGAUUGUGCUGUACCGGAUUAUCCUGGUGUUUAUACUCGAGUAACUUCUUACUUGGAAUGGAUCAAUACGACUAUUCCGUAUACUCCAACAUCACCGACAACACUAACAACAACACUACCAACCACAUCACCAACACAAACAACAGCCACCAAACAAACAACUACAACUGUUUUCGAUAAUUCGUCGAGUUCAAUCGGUAUAAGCACUUCUUUAUUUCUUUCAAUGAUGCUUUUUCUUUUCAAAUAUUGA